AUGCCCCCUUCUUCUUCCGUUCUCUUCAGCUGGGCGGUGGUGCUCCUCCUUGCAAUCAAGGGGCCACCCAACUCCUCCAGCGUACAUAAUGGCCCUCUCCUCUUUGCUGCUGCUGCAGGCAGCAACAUGGGGGGAAAUAACCAUGGAGGAGGAUUCUUAGGAGGAUCGAUUGGCGGAGGAUCGAUAGGCGGAGGAUCGAUAGGCGGAGGUUCGAUAGGCGGAGGAUCAAUGGGCGGAGGAUCAAUAGGCGGAGGUUCGAUAGGCGGUGGCUCAAUAGGCGGUGGCUUAAUAGGCGGAGGGUCACUAGGCGGAGGGUCACUUGGCGGAGGUUCAAUAGGCGGAGGGUCACUAGGCGGAGGUUCGAUAGGCGGCGGAUCGAUAGGCGGCGGAUCGAUAGGCGGAGGGUUGAUAGGCGGAGGGUCAACAGGCGGGGUAUCGGGAACAGGAUUUACAGGGGGGGCGUCGGGAGGAGGAUCCACAGGAGGAGGAGGAUCGGGAAAAGAUGGAGAAGGAGAAGCAAACUCAAAUUCAGCAGACGAAUCCAAGAAUGAUCCCAAGAAGAAAAAGGAGGGACCACAACAAGGUCGUCUUGGCCCCCCUAGAAAUCCUCCUCGUCAACAACAACAGCAACAGUCGAAGGACAGCAACAAAGGUCUUGCACAGGCAUUACCUCUUUUAUGGAAUGCCGCUUCUAAUACCUCCGCUGCAUCGGAUGAGGCGACAGAAUUAGAGGAAUAUAAUGCAGCUCUCUCACGUAUUUUUGAGAGGCGAAUGGCAUUUCAGCCACGCUAUCGUGGUGCUUUAGAGGAUAUAAAUGAGGCGAUGUCUCGUGAUUUAUUGGAGACUAAUAAGAAGAUGUCAGCAAGCGAGCGUCAGAAGAUAUUAUACAGUUUAGGUGGUCGUGGCACAUAUUUAGAGGUUCCCCCACUACUACUUGAAUUACGUGAAGAGGCGGAUCAUCCUGUAGCGGAGCGUCUUCGUAUUCAAGGAUUACAUCGUCAGAGACGUCGUGGUAUACCAAUUAACUUUGAUGAUCUAAGAAAGCGACCAUUUGUUCAUAGAGAAUUUACAGGUCCUGUUACAACUGUUGACUAUGAGACCGAUCUUACGGAGGCAGAUAUUCAUCAAAGACAGAGUGGUAUCAAUGGAUGGCUUCAGAUGCAGAAUAGGGCAAGAGUCCUUCAGAAGCAGCAUCUUCGUCACCGUAGGAAUGUAGGAGCAAGCGAUCCAGUAUAUGAUGACGAUUUCCAGAUAGAUGAAGAGGAUCUUGUUGGUCUGAGUUUUAAUGGAAAGCUUAGCAAGGACGAAGGAGGAGAAUAUGGAGAGGAAUAUCUUGAAUAUAUUGAAGGAGAAGCCGCCAAGGGUUCAGAUAGUGAGGAGGAAGUUGUCGAAGGUAACGAGCACGAAAGCGUCAAUUUAUAA
This is a messenger RNA of Eimeria maxima, 1422 nucleotides long. RefSeq lists its product as hypothetical. NCBI's taxonomy places the organism in Eukaryota, Apicomplexa, Conoidasida, Eucoccidiorida, Eimeriidae. The record is from RefSeq and is a predicted model, not a curated record. The transcript has 4 exons. The coding region runs from base 1 to 1422 and encodes 473 amino acids.